UGAUCCUGCCGGCGGACUACAUGACCAUUGGACAGGAUAUCUUGGAUAUGGAGGUCCAUGACACCGAUGUCUGGAUGUGCUCUUAUCCGAGAACUGGCUCAACAUGGGCUCAGGAAAUGGUCUGGCUCAUUGGACACGAUUUAGACUACGAGGGAGCUAAAUCCUUGCAGCAAAUUAGAUGUCCCUUAGUGGAGCUUUCAUGUAUCAUGGUGGCUGGGCACUCGACGUGGCACAAGGAGUCUGUGCAGGGCACCUCCGUGGACCUAGUGAAGCACAGGCUACCGUAUCCUCGUUACAUCCGCAGCCACCUGCCAUGGGACCUCCUGCCGGUCAGCAUUGAGCGCGCUGACGGCUCGGCAAGACCUAAGGUAAGUUGCGUAUUAGAAGAGACAUAUGUAUGUGUUUGAUCGCUAUCUCUGAAAAUG
Molecule: messenger RNA, 425 nt
Organism: Trichoplusia ni (cabbage looper)
Lineage: Eukaryota; Metazoa; Arthropoda; Insecta; Lepidoptera; Noctuidae
Product: sulfotransferase 4A1-like
Exons: 3
Coding region: 21-407 (128 amino acids)
Biological process (GO): sulfation
Cellular component (GO): cytoplasm
Molecular function (GO): sulfotransferase activity
Source: RefSeq, a predicted model, not a curated record